AUGUCGGACGACUCCAGAGCCAUCAUCAAGGCGCUUGAAUCUGUGCUUGUCCAACUCAGCGAGAAUCCUUAUCCGCAUGUGCCCAACCCACCCAACACGUCCCAGAAGCGAGCCAGUGUCGCUGUGAUCAUACGCGUCCGCCCCGCGUACAGGCCUGUGCUUGCUGCAGGCAACGCCUCAGUCGUAGCCGUCGACACACCCUCUUCACCUCCAUCCUCGCUAUCUGACUUCUUUGCACAAGAUUGGGUGCAGGAAGGCGACCCUGAACUGCUCUUCAUCAAACGCGCCGGCCGAGCAGGAGACAGAUGGUCGGGGCAUGUGGCCCUGCCGGGUGGGAAAAGAGACCCUGAGGAUGAAGAUGACUUGGCUGCGGCCAUUAGGGAGACCCGGGAAGAGAUAGGCUUGGACCUGGAAACGGCCGACUGUCUCCAUGCGGGCAACUUGCCGGAACGACUUGUCACGACCUCCUGGGGCAGAGAUGUGCUGAUGGUACUGUGUCCCUACAUCUUUGUGUUGACGGGCAAGAACGUCCCACCUGUACAGCCACAGCCGACAGAAGUAGCCUCAAUACACUGGGUCUCGCUUCGAGCCCUGCUCUCGCCCACGCUCCGCACGAGGGAGGCUGUGGACAUCUCUGCCCGAUGGGCCAAACGCGUUGGCCCGACUGUUCACAAACUCAUUCGCCUGACAAUGGGCAGAAUGAUGUUCAGCGCAGUCCGUCUCCUUCCUACAGAGUCGGUCUAUGCCAGUUCUAUACCAGACUUUAUACCCCGAGAAGGAGGAGACAACCUCUCCACUUUGUCCGGCUGGGCGCAGGCUCCUUUCGGCGUGCCUUCUUCCAAUUCUGCACACAACCGAUUACUGACCUUUCAGCAACCACUCAUUCUCUGGGGCCUCACCCUGGGCGUGCUUGCGGACCUUCUCGAUCAGCUGCCCCCGUACAACGCGGUGGCAUUGUGGAAAUAUCCUACCUUUACUGUCCCGGACCUCCGUCUCAUUGUUUAUCUCAUGACCCGCCAGUUCCGGAAGAACACGGCCGACGCAUUUUCCUCCGGGUCAUGGUACAGUCAGAAGCAAGCGCGACCACAACGCCGACGACCCAGCCAGACUGCCAUGGACGGCAUGAGCCAGGCCAUUGCGAUAUCGUCUGAGGAAUCACCGCCCGCCAUGGAAGGCCCAGACACGGAGAAAUCCGAAAAACGGUCGUCCUUCAACAAGCAUAGCGUCGGUAUAGGUGGCCUAGGUGUAGGAAAGAGUCCAGACCAUGCCGUUGGCAAACUACUGUACGGAUAUUACGACCGAGUCAAUUGGGCGAUUGGAGUAUUCUUGGCGUACCGGACCGUCCUGACAGCGGGUACGGCGUGGUGGAUAGUCAAGUGGUGGAGAAGACGAAGCGAAGCACGUGUGUGA
Cladophialophora carrionii CBS 160.54 is the source of this 1410-nucleotide messenger RNA. RefSeq lists its product as uncharacterized. The record is from RefSeq and is a predicted model, not a curated record. Lineage: Eukaryota; Fungi; Ascomycota; Eurotiomycetes; Chaetothyriales; Herpotrichiellaceae. The transcript has 2 exons. Gene Ontology annotation, molecular function: coenzyme A diphosphatase activity. Bases 1 to 1410 code for a protein of 469 amino acids.